This is a messenger RNA of Talpa occidentalis (Iberian mole), 1510 nucleotides long. RefSeq names its product coenzyme Q6, monooxygenase (gene COQ6). Lineage: Eukaryota; Metazoa; Chordata; Mammalia; Eulipotyphla; Talpidae. Gene Ontology annotation, biological process: ubiquinone biosynthetic process. Bases 15 to 1418 code for a protein of 467 amino acids. Gene Ontology annotation, molecular function: 2-octaprenyl-6-methoxyphenol hydroxylase activity; FAD binding; oxidoreductase activity, acting on paired donors, with incorporation or reduction of molecular oxygen, NAD(P)H as one donor, and incorporation of one atom of oxygen. The transcript is spliced from 12 exons. The record is from RefSeq and is a predicted model, not a curated record. Gene Ontology annotation, cellular component: mitochondrion.
UGCGGGUCGGCAGCAUGGCGGCCUGGCUGCUUGGGAGCCGGUGCGGUGCUGCAGCUUCUCGCAGAGCUCCUCUGGGCUCCCGCCGGCGGUGGUCCGACCACUCGGCAGACACCGUCUAUGAUGUGGUGGUGUCGGGCGGAGGCCUGGUCGGAGCUGCCAUGGCCUGUGCCUUGGGCUAUGAUAUUCACUUUCAUGACAAGAAAAUCCUGUUGCUAGAGGCAGGUCCAAGGAAAGUAUUGGAGAAAUUGCCAGAAACUUACAGCAACAGAGUCAGCUCCAUAUCCCCUGGCUCUGCAACCCUUCUCAGCAGUUUUGGUGCCUGGAACCACAUCUGCAACAUGAGAUACAGAGCAUUUCGGCGAAUGCAGGUAUGGGAUGCCUGCUCAGAGGCCCUGAUAAUGUUUGAUAAGGAUAACUUAGAUGACAUGGGCUAUAUCGUGGAGAACGAUGUCAUCAUGCAUGCUCUCACUAAGCAGCUGGACGCCAUGUCAGACCGAGUGACAGUUCUCUACAAGAGCAAAGCAGUCGGCUAUACCUGGCCUUAUCCAUUCCCCAUGGCAGACUCCAGCCCUUGGGUUCACAUUACCCUAGGUGAUGGCAGCACCCUCCAGACCAAAUUGUUGAUUGGUGCAGAUGGUCACAACUCCAGAGUACGACAGGCUGCUGGGAUCCAGAAUGUUAGCUGGAACUAUGACCAGUCUGCUGUGGUAGCUACUCUGCAUUUAUCAGAGGCCACAGAAAACAAUGUUGCUUGGCAGCGAUUUCUUCCCUCUGGGCCCAUUGCUUUGCUCCCGCUCUCAGACACCUUAAGUUCCUUGGUUUGGUCCACGUCCCACAAACAUGCAGCAGAGUUGGUGAGCAUGGAUGAGGAAGAGUUUGUGGAUGCCGUCAACUCUGCCUUUUGGAGUGAUGCUAACCACACGGACUUCAUCGACUCAGCUGGCUCCAUGCUGCAAUAUGCCUUUGCCUUUCUGAAGCCUACUAAGGUCUCAGCUCGCCAGCUGCCCCCAAGUGUGGCCAGGGUCGAUGCCAAAAGCCGAGUGUUGUUUCCUCUCGGGUUGGGACAUGCUGCUGAGUACGUGCGGCCUCGGCUGGCUCUCAUUGGGGAUGCAGCCCACAGAGUCCAUCCACUUGCAGGACAAGGUGUCAACAUGGGCUUUGGGGAUGUCUCCAGUUUGCUUCAGCACCUCAGUACUGCAGCCUUCAGUGGGAAAGACUUGGGUUCCAUGAGCCACCUCACAGGUUAUGAAACAGACAGACAGCGUCACAACAUUGCUCUUCUGGCUGCUACUGACCUCCUCAAAAGGCUCUAUUCCACCAGGGCCACUCCACUUGUGCUGCUCAGGACAUGGGGCUUGCAGGCCACAAAUGCAGUAUCACCACUCAAAGAACAGAUUAUGGCCUUUGCAAGCAAAUGAGUGCUCCUCUGGCGGUUAUGUUGAUGAAAAGAGAACAUCUUUUCCUAAGACCAUCACAUAUUUUCCAGAUUUAAUUUAAUAAAUUUACAUUA